Verruconis gallopava is the source of this 1612-nucleotide messenger RNA. RefSeq lists its product as uncharacterized. The transcript is spliced from 4 exons. Gene Ontology annotation, molecular function: RNA binding. Lineage: Eukaryota; Fungi; Ascomycota; Dothideomycetes; Venturiales; Sympoventuriaceae. The coding region runs from base 181 to 999 and encodes 272 amino acids. The record is from RefSeq and is a predicted model, not a curated record.
GCACUGCCCAGUCCAACAUCAGCAUUGCAAUUCGAUCUUCUUCUCUCGCAAACGGCCGACAGUCGCUCAUCGGCACCUCAUUGUGACUUCUUACCGCUGCGCUAUUUGUAUACGUGCGUCGCGACGCGCAGAGAGUCAAAUAAGGAGACUUUCAGCUGCCUGCGCAACGCCCAGGAUAUCAUGGACAACGACCUGGCCACAUACGAAGAUGACCGUCGCGAUUACGAGGAUCGCUCACCUCGCCGCGAGAGCCGCGAUGAGAGAGAGCCAGAUUACUCGAGAAACCGCAGUGCCUCACCCAAUGGUCGCGUCGGUGAUUCACAUGCUCCUCCGGGAUAUAAUCGCAUCGACGACGACGACGGCAACACUGACGGGACUAACGUAUUUGUCACCGGUCUGGUUAGCUCGCUUAGGGACGAAGAGCUCCGCGACCUGUUUGCCCAGUAUGGCGAAGUUGUGAGCGCAUCCAUCGUCCGAGAUCCGCAUAGCAGAGAGUCUCGUGGCUUCGGUUUCGUCAACAUGGCCACGGCUGAGGAGGCUGACUUAGUCCUGGACAAGCUUCAGGGCUACGAUCUCCAUGGACGCAACUUGUCUCUUGAAAAGGCCAAGAGGAAGCGUCCUCGUACCCCUACACCUGGCAGGUAUCAGGGUGCGCCUAAGCGAGACAUGCGCCGUAAUGAUCGCUUUGGCGAUAGGCGAGGUGGUGGACGUCGAGAUGACUACCGUAGCUAUCCUAGAGCUGGAGAUCGCUACUCCGGCGACCGUUACGGAAGCUCAGAUCGUGGCGGUGAUCGUCGCUACCGUGAGCGCGACUACGGCUACGGCGGUGGAUAUGGAGGCAGCCGGGGUGGCGAUAGUUAUGCAUCUAGACGUGAUGAUCGCGGCUAUGGCUACCGUGACGAUCGUGGUGGCGACUAUGGUCGCGACGCUCGUCCUCCGCCAGGUGAUGGCUACGGUCCGCCACCCCCUGGUGGUCGCUCUUACGACGAUCGUCGUUAAGUCCGCUCUCCAACGUAACACUCAAAGAAAGGCGCGCGGUUUUGCCAUCGAGAUUCAAUGCUAUGGCCAUGGUGAGCAAGACGCAAACGGAGCACGGUUAAAGUAUGCAUUAUCGCAAGAGUCUGUGACGGCCAUGAUUCGAAGGACUUUCGGUUUCAUCGUAAAAAAGGUGUCUGGAUUCCAUAUCGACGGCGCAACAGCAUGGGCAAAACUCGGACAGUAUGUUCCCAUUGGCAGCAAGCAUUGGCGCGAGGGGCGUCUGUUCGGCACGGUGAAAUGUUUUUUUUGCACGGCGACUAUAAGUUCAGCACGGUCGCUCUCGCCCAUAAGGCUCGAGUUCAAGUUCAACCUCUGUAUCAAUAUCCAAUCUGCGUGAGUUUCAGCCGCGAACAACGUCAAGACAACAAUGAUCGGCUCGAAGAGCAUCCAAGCCCUUCACACGCCUUAAUGUCGCGCCAUACUCGAACGUCAGUUUGUUAUUAUCCAAUCCUACCGUGCGAUUGACUUCGUCCAGUCUUCCAGCUAUUCCAGCAGAUUGCAACUUAAAUGCAUCACUUCGAAUGCCAGGACAAAUAUAGUCUUAAGUCCCAUCGAUUCAAGUUCAAGAUUACUG